CUCGAAUGCCAGAGAUUUUCCUUUAUAUGCAUUAGAUUUUCGAUUCCUACUGAUCGCCAAGUUUUCGCAGGUUGCAUUAGAUUUUCGAUUCUCUGCAAUUUUUUCUGUUCUUCAAUCCAUAAUUCAUCGCAGAAUGAGGCUUCAAGUGAACGACGGCGAUGUCGACGACGAUCUUGUUCCUCCCCCCAACUUCUCCAGUGUUGAGGAUGGCAUUUUCCGAUCCGGCUUCCCUCAGCCUUCCAAUUUUCCCUUCCUCAAGAAUCUAAAUCUCCGCUCCAUCAUAUAUUUGUGUCCUGAACCCUACCCAGAGGAGAAUUUGGAGUUUCUUAGAGCUAAUAACAUCAAGCUUUUUCAAUUCAAAAUUGAAGGGACAAAGGAGCCUUUCGUUUCGAUUCCGAAGGAUGCUAUUCUGGACGCCCUAAAAAUCCUAAUUGAUGUUAGGAAUCACCCCAUUUUGAUCCACUGCAAGCGUGGAAAGCAUCGAACAGGCUCGCUCGUGGGUUGCCUGAGGAAGUUCCAGAACUGGUGCUUGACAUCAGUGUUCGAGGAGUACCAGCGAUAUGCAGGCGUGAAAUCAAGGGCGACGGAUCUACAAUUCAUCGAGGCAUUCAACAUAGAGCCUUUGAGGCAAUGUGUUUACAGCAUCAUAUACCAGUACCAAGGGUAUAGCUCAAACAAGAGAAGGCUGUUGUACAGAGAAGAGAAGUUGCAGAAGCCCCAAACAACACCAGUUUAGAGACAACAAAUUGAAGGCAUCAUCAUACAAGAACACAACCUUCCUUAUUGCACAUAAUAUGAAGUUCUUGUCCAAACCCCAUCAAAGUCUUUGGUUCCCCAUUUUUAGGGCUCCAUUGAAGAAGAAGCUCAAAUCCUUACUUUUUUUUUUUUUUUCUUCUUUUUUUUUUCAACAAAAAAUCAUAUGAAAAGAAAGAAAAAGAAACUUUAUGGAAACACUAUUAUUUCAUGAGUCAUAGAAUAGCUUGAGUC
This is a messenger RNA of Cucurbita pepo subsp. pepo (vegetable marrow), 987 nucleotides long. The record is from RefSeq and is a predicted model, not a curated record. NCBI's taxonomy places the organism in Eukaryota, Viridiplantae, Streptophyta, Magnoliopsida, Cucurbitales, Cucurbitaceae.